AUGCACAGGGCGUAUCAGUCGUUCACGCCCGCGAAUAAUGUGUUCCUCAAACAUAAGUGGGACAGGGAUGUCUACAAAACACACCGCCGGAAAGUUGCAUCAGCUAAAGCAGUGAUUGACAAUAGUCCACCAAGAGAAUACCAGCACUUGACAGUAAAUCUGAAGAAACUGCAUUAUGAGGCGGUGAGAGAAGCGACAAUCAAGAGGGACAACCGGAUGUUGAACGGCAAGAUGGGUCGCAUCAUGAAGAUAGGCGGCUACACUGACCACACGCUGUCGGACAAAUACAUGGGGAAAAGUCUUAACAACGAAAAGCACCGUCGGGAGCUGCUGCGAGUGGCCAAUGAGAACCGGAACAUUCUGGGGCGGCUACGGGUCCGCGAGCCUCACUACGACCACCACGCCCACCUCAGAGACUGGCAGUUGAGCCGCCAGUACCUUCGGAACAUCUCCACUUUCCCGCCGCCGCUGUUGCUGUAUUCACGUUCGGGCAACAACAACAACGCACCGACCCUAUACCCAUACAGCGUUUUGCCUGCGCUGAAUGCCGAAGCGGGACGAAAUAUUUAG
Messenger RNA from Mya arenaria, 570 nucleotides. Its product is annotated as sperm axonemal maintenance protein CFAP97D1-like. The transcript is spliced from 5 exons. The record is from RefSeq and is a predicted model, not a curated record. Lineage: Eukaryota; Metazoa; Mollusca; Bivalvia; Myida; Myidae. Bases 1 to 570 code for a protein of 189 amino acids.